Antechinus flavipes (yellow-footed antechinus) is the source of this 794-nucleotide messenger RNA. Its product is annotated as late cornified envelope protein 1F-like. The transcript has 2 exons. Lineage: Eukaryota; Metazoa; Chordata; Mammalia; Dasyuromorphia; Dasyuridae. The coding region runs from base 107 to 556 and encodes 149 amino acids. The record is from RefSeq and is a predicted model, not a curated record.
UGGAGAUCCUCUAUAAAAGGUGUCCCUAGCAUGAACUUUUUACCCAAUCUGUCUCCUCAAGGACAAGUUGACCAGUGCUUGUGAUCUGGGCUGAAUAUACACAAAGAUGUCCUGCCAGCAAAGCCAGCAGCAGUGCCAGGCCCCUAAGUGCCCACCCAAGUGUCCUCCCAAGUGCCAGACUCCUAAGUGCCCACCCAAGUGUCCACCAAAGUGUCCCCCCAAGUGCCCUCCCAAGGCUCCAUGCCCUCCUCCCACCUCUUCCUGCUGUGGUUCUAGUUCUGGAGGAUGCUGCAGCUCUGGGGGAUGCUGUGGUUCCAGCUCUGGGGGAUGCUGCAGCUCUGGGGGAUGCUGUAGCUCUGGAGGAUGCUGUGGCUCUGGUGGUGGCUGCUCCCUCUUUUCCCAUCACAGGAGAUCCCGCAGGAGCAGGCGCCAGAAAAAUGACUGCUGUGACAGUGGCAGUGGGCAUGGCCAACAGUCUGGGAGCUGCUGUGGGAGCUCUGGAGGUUGCUGUGGCAGCUCAGGAGGUUGCUGUGGCAGUUCUGGGGGCUGCUGCUGAUCACUUUAUUCUCUCUGCACCAAGAAUCAGUAAUGUGUAACCUUAGGCAAACAAGGACCCUACUUCAGUCUGCAUUUGCCCCUCUUCCUCACUUAGCUCUCCUAGUUCCUUCCUAAGAUUAUCUGUAUUGAUCUGGCUUCCCAUUUGCCCUUAAUGACCCUGUACCUUGAAUUUGCCUGGCCAUGGUUACACUACAUCCCCUUGAUCAUUUGCAACAAUAAAUAUAUAUUCACAACGA